AUGCAUCGUCAACUGUAUGCAUUUGGUUAUGGCGGUGAUGGACAAUUGGGUAAUCGUGCAUUUUUGAGUGGUGAAGAUGGCAGUUUCGUUAAAACACCUCAACGG
Messenger RNA from Anisakis simplex (herring worm), 105 nucleotides. Lineage: Eukaryota; Metazoa; Nematoda; Chromadorea; Rhabditida; Anisakidae. The record is from the annotation of a GenBank genome assembly.